CUUAACAUCCAGAGAGGAAAGGAGAGGGAGGCAAUAGGCACACGGAGAGAAAAUAUCACCCAGCUUUCAAUAACAACAGAGGACAGAUGGAAUAAAAACAAAACAAUGGAAAGUAAUACAAAUAAACACAACAUGCUUAUCUGAAGUUAGUUUCAGAAAAAUUUACACUGAAAACAUAGAAUUUCAUGACAAAAAUGAAAGUUUAGGACUAGAUAAAUGACUGGAAAACUGGAGAUUGAGAACAACUUAACUUUUGUGACUGAUAAUUAGGAGCAUUUAAUAAAACUGGACCACAAGUGUGUUGCAGAUGGGUCACAGGUGAAAAGGCAGACAUUUGAGAAUUAAAAGAAUGACAAGUCAAGACAAAAAAGGAUUUGGACGUUUUUUCCUGCCAUUUUCAACAAGCAGAGAUAAAGGGAACUGAUGUUGAUGCCAGGUCCAGGAAGUACCGGUAGCUUGGUGACACCAUCAUGGGCAAUGUGACACUCAACGGAACUUGGGAGGACGAUCACGUUGAGUACAACUAUCUGGCUCUUCUUUUUGGAAUUCCUCUCAUCCUUAUCAUUAUUCUGGGGAACACCCUGGUCUGCCUGAGUGUGCUGACAGAACGAUCUCUGAAAACUGCCACUAACUACUUCAUUGUCAGCCUGGCUGUCGCAGACCUCCUCCUUGCCAUAUUGGUCCUUCCAUUGUAUGUCUACUCAGAGUUUCUGGGUGGUAUAUGGACCCUAAACACCUCUAUCUGUGAUGCACUGAUGACAAUGGAUGUAAUGCUCUGCACAGCCUCCAUUUUGAACCUCGGUGCAAUCAGCGUUGAUAGGUACAUUGCAGUGGUAGUUCCUCUGAAGUACAACAGGAAUCAAUUCAGCAUGCGCCAGCUGGUCCUAAUCACGGCAACCUGGGUCCUAUCUUUUGGGGUAGCCAGCCCAGUUAUCUUCGGCUUGAACCGUGCCCCCCAAAGGAAUCCUCACGUUUGCAAGCUGGAGGAUGACAACUUUGUGGUCUACUCCUCUGUGUGUUCCUUCUUUGUGCCUUGUCCAAUCAUGCUGCUGCUCUAUUAUUGGAUGUUCCGUGGACUGAAGAGGUGGAGUGCCAGUCGCAAGUCAAACCUGAUGCGUGGGGAGGGGAGGUUCUCCCUUAGUCUGAAGGGCCUGAGCAGGGAGAGGAGGGAGAAGGUGAAGUACCUGAUGCCCAACCUUAGCCCCACCACGGCCAAUCGGACAACCUUGCCUGAGAAGGACUUGAUCACAACCCAACUGGAUAGCACAUCUGAGGCAGAGGCUCAGGAACGGCUGAAAGAAGGUAGCCCUAAAGAGAAUGGACUCAAACAAAACCACUGUUCCAGCAAGGGGUCUCAAAGUAAGAGCCGCAGAGUGAGUGGCAGGGAAUGUAAGGCCAUGAAGGUCCUGCCCAUCGUUGUAGGUGUGUUUCUGGCAUGCUGGACACCUUUCUUUGUGGUCCAUGUGACCAAGGUUCUUUGUCAAUCCUGUGAUAUUGGACCCACGUUGAUAAGUGUGGUAACGUGGCUGGGUUAUGUGAACAGUGCAAUGAAUCCCAUUAUCUAUACAGCCUUCAACACUGAAUUCAGGAAUGUCUUUCAGAAACUGUUAUGCUGUCAGACAUGAAGCUGUCAUGAGAAAGAACUUUUAUUUUUCGUACUUGUCUAAAAUAGUUUGAGAUUCAUUUUAUUUUUUACAACUGUCCUGGUGUAUAAAUUAUAUUGUACCUUUAAAUGCCUUAGUUGAUGUAACUGUAAAUGUGAUGUUCACUGUCAUGCCAAUGUCAUCUCCUUUAUGAUGACUAUUAUCAUGCUGAGCUCUAAGCCCAGAGGCAUAAAAUGUGAAAAUGUGCACACUCAGUACUUGAGGCAAGCUAUAAUUCUGUUUUAUAUAGAAUCCUAAGUGUGUUUGAUUUCUUUGAUUUUAUUUAUACAGUACAUUUCAACAGGGCUAACUAAGACGCAAUGGAGUGAAAUGAUUUGAACCCAGGGGCAUCUAAUACAACAAUAACUUAAUAGAUGGAUAGAAGUUAAUGAAUUUAUAUUAGCUAUUUCAUCCUUAUUAAAGCUUUUCAAUGCAUUUUUAUAAAGUUUCAGUAUCCAAGCUGGGUGGCAGACCAUCACAUUGAAGAGCACAUUAACCAAAGUGAUCAACCAACCAUGGUUCAACAUCACCAGUUCAGUUGGACCAACAUUUAGAAAAAUAUGCCAUCAAUGUGACACAGUUCUUUUUUAUUCUUCAUUGUCUCUUGUCAAAGAGGCAAAACAUAUGGGGUACUA
Molecule: messenger RNA, 2278 nt
Organism: Polyodon spathula (Mississippi paddlefish)
Lineage: Eukaryota; Metazoa; Chordata; Actinopteri; Acipenseriformes; Polyodontidae
Gene: drd4-rs
Product: dopamine receptor D4 related sequence
Exons: 5
Coding region: 471-1625 (384 amino acids)
Biological process (GO): adenylate cyclase-activating adrenergic receptor signaling pathway; adenylate cyclase-inhibiting dopamine receptor signaling pathway
Cellular component (GO): plasma membrane
Molecular function (GO): G protein-coupled receptor activity; dopamine neurotransmitter receptor activity, coupled via Gi/Go
Source: RefSeq, a predicted model, not a curated record